Pimephales promelas (fathead minnow) is the source of this 5746-nucleotide messenger RNA. The record is from RefSeq and is a predicted model, not a curated record. NCBI's taxonomy places the organism in Eukaryota, Metazoa, Chordata, Actinopteri, Cypriniformes, Leuciscidae.
UUCUCAGUUACUGAGAGCAGCACACGCUGUCGGCAACAGAAUGAGCGUGUCCACGCUCUCACCCGCUAGCAGCACUCUUUAAGAGACCAUACGCCCCCCUCCCACCUCUUAUAGCCCCUGCCAGAUAUCAAGAGUAGACAUAGGGCUCUUGUCUCUCUCUCUCUCUUUCUCUUUCUCUCUCCCUUGUGUGAGAAAACCACGAGAGACAACUCCUCAACUUUUUUUCCCCUCCUUAUUUCUCUGUUCGACUUGCUCUCUGAGGGACUAUGCCAGUAGUUGGCGUUGCAUCGAAACUCCGGCAGCCGGCUGUGGGGUCCAAACCCAUCCACACUGCACUGCCCAUCCUGAUCCCAGGGAGAAGCAGCAUGGCACAUGGACUGGCACCCAGGAGCUCGGAGCUCAGGGUCACAGAAUCUUCUAUGCUCUCCUGUCAGCUGUCAUUCAAGACGGAGAUCCAUGAUAGGAGGUCAACCUCUGUCCCAGCUCCAGCCGCAACUUUGGCACGUAGCAGCAGACAGGCAGAAGAGAGCAAGAUAUGCAAGAUCUACACUGAUUGGGCGAACCAUUAUUUGGCCAAGUCCGGUUGUCCGCGGCUUAUUAAGGACCUGACUCAGGACAUACCCGAUGGAGUUCUGCUGGCAGAAAUCAUCCAGAUAAUAGCUAAUGAAAAGGUAGAAGAUAUUAACAUCUGCCCCAAGACUCACUCUCAAAUGAUUGAGAAUGUGGAGGCUUGUCUCAAUUUCUUAGGGGCCAGAGGAGUCAGUGUUCAAGGGCUCUCUGCUGAAGAGGUGUGUAAUGGGAAUCUGAAGAGCAUCCUGGGUUUGUUCUUCAUCCUGUCCCGCUACAAACAGCAACAGCAGCACCAGCAGCAGUAUCUGCAGUCAUUGGUGGAGCUCCAACAGCACGUCACGCAUCAGAGCACAGGGGUGGCGCCAGCGAGUCAUCACAAAACACAAGACAUGCAGUCCAGUCUCACCGCACGAUAUACAAGUCCACCAGGUCACAGUGGAAUAGCAGCCCCUCAGAAGAAAAACACAAGGUUACCAGGUCCCUCCAGAGUCCCCGCUGCAGGCAGCGGCAGUAGCAGCAGUAAAGCCCACGGCUCCUCAAACCUGAACCGAAGGAGCCAGAGCUUCAACAGUAUUGACAAGAGCAAACCACUGCAGUAUGCUAGCGGCAACGACAGAGAGUCGGUGAAGGGCAUCCCUCUGCCAGGCAGCAUGAACGGCAGUGGCUCGGUGCCCUCAAGCACCAGCGGGCAGCAGCUGGCCUCUGCCAUCCCCUCUCCCACAGCUGGAAAGUCCUGGCGCAGCAAAUCCAUGAACAUAAAGCACAGUGCCACCUCGUCCAUGCUGGCCACCAAGCCGCCAAGCCCAACCGCUUCCCCGACUCCUCCCUUAUCAUCUGAUCGCCUCCGGCCCCCAAUCACAGAUGCCUCCAAAUCAGCCCCCGGCAACCAGCGCUCCAUGUUGGAGAAGUUCCGGCUCAUCAACCCUCGCUCCGCAUCCAGAACCUCGCCCUCGGUGGCCGAAAUGGCUCUUCAGGAGGAGGACGACUUGUCAGAGUUUGGAGAUGAGGGGACCUGCAGUCCCACACCACCCUGUGGGAUCUCGAAACAGCAGGGGAAGACUUCCGCAUCCUCCUUUGCACCCCCAAACAAGACCAACAACUGUAAGAACCACAACAAUAAGUCCUUGCCGCAGCCCAAAGACAAAGAAGAGAAGAACAAGACAAAGAGCAAAGCCAGCACACCACCCAAAGAGGAGCCAGUAAUAGUGGAGCCCUCUAAGAAAGGCUCAAAGAUCGCCAGCUUCAUCCCCAAAGGAAGCAAAACAUCUGCAGCCUCUGUGAAGAAAGAAAGUGCAAUCCCCGCCUCCAGCGGCAUCCCCAAGUCUGGUCUGAAGGCUCCGGCGGCGAACACCAAGCUUGUAGCAACUCAGCCUAGUGUACCUACUACAAGUGAGAAGACCAAACAUAGUAAAGGCAGUCAGUCUAUAUACAUGCAAAAAUCUUUGGGAGGUUUGGAGAAUCGUAAGACCAGCAUGGUAUCAUCAACCAGUACCUCAGCACUUUCUGGAUCCGCCACUUCAGGGCUGGGUGGUGGAGGAGCUCUUGGAGGCAAUGGGGUAGUACAACUUCCCCAGCAGCAGCAAUACAACCAUCCCAACACAGCAACCGUUGCCCCCUUCAUGUAUCGGACGUAUUCAGAGAAUGACUGCACUACCGUGGUCCCCACUGAACCGUGUCUCAGUCCCACAAAAGACUUGGUCUACAGCAAGACCGCCAAACAGUGCCUGGAGGAGAUCUCAGGGGAGGAUCCAGAGGCUAGACGGAUGCGUACAGUGAAGAACAUUGCCGACCUGAGACAGAAUCUUGAAGAAACCAUGUCCAGUUUACGUGGGACGCAGAUAAGCCACAGUACCCUUGAGACAACAUUCGACACCACUGUAACUACAGAAGUGAACGGUCGUGGCCUCCCUGCCCUCUCGAGCCGCUCUUCCCCCAUGUCUUGGCGUCUCGCCCAAGGGUCCAAUCCUCGUCUUCAGGCCGGCGAUGCUCCUAGCUUCACCCCGCCCAGAUCCAGUGCUGGCACCACUGGUCGCUACGGUGACUCGUCGAGGUUGUUAUACACUGCCCCCCUGAGGAGAGCGGCAGCCUCAGGGGUUCGAGGGUCAGAGCCGGGAGAGAAAGGUGGGGUUUCUGAAGCGGGGCCAGAGGUGGACGUGACCGGAUACGGGAGUGAUGGGGACAUACUCGCCAAGAAUGUACAUGCAGACGAUAUCAGUGGGUAUCACACAGACGGAGGUCUUUACUCUCGGAAUGUCGACCUUUACUCUCGAAAUGUUGGUCGCCCACCUGAGAUGACGCCAACUCGAGAGGUCGUUCAAAAAGGAGUCAAAGAGAUGCAAGGGGAAGACAGCUGGGAUGACAGUAGUUCGGUCAGCAGUGGUUUGAGUGAUACUUUAGAUAACAUCGGCACUGACGAUCUGAAUCCACCAACAUAUUCCGGCAUCACAUCUCGCAAGAGCAAAGCAGCACAGUCAAAUAAAGAUACGCACAGUCAUACCGAGCAGGAUGGUAGCAGCUGGGCUGGUGCUGAGGAUCUAAAGAAGGUUGAUGAAGAGAUGGAUCCAGGUAUGGACCCUUCCUGCAAGUGGAAGUCUUCAUCCAAUUCCUCUUCAUGUCAGGGUGAGGACGUUGGCCAGAAGACAGCUUUGCCCAUGUCUCAAACAGGCUCCUGGAGGAGGGGCAUGAGUGCCCAGGUUGGCAUCACACCACCACGGACCAAAGGCUCAUCCACCUCUCUCAAAUCACCAGGUAAAACAGAUGAUGCCAAGGCAUCUGAGAAGGGCAAGGCCCCAUCUAAGAGCCCAAGCAUCCAGCGCUCACCAUCGGAUGCAGGCAAGAGCAGCGGAGAUGAAGGGAAGAAGCCACCCUCAGGCAUCGGUCGUCCUCCUACCACAAGCUCCUUCGGGUUUAAGAAGAUUCCUGGUUCCGCCGGAGCCCUCAUCACUACCAGCGGGGCCACUCUGACCAGUGGAUCUGCGACUCUAGGCAAGGUACCAAAGUCUGCAGGCAUUGGGAAGGGUCCAGGUGUCGGCAAUGAGCGGAAGACAAGCCUCGAUGGUGCUCAACACCAGGAUGAUGCCGUUUUGUUAGGCUGUGGAGGCUCCAAGGUUCCACUCCAGUAUCGCUCCCUACCUAGACCGGCAAAGUCAUCAAGUGGGGGAAGCAGCGUGGUGGGCCGCAGCGGGCAUCGUUCCAGCUCUAGCAGCAUUGAUUCUAAUGUCAGCGGAAAGUCUGCGGGAGUUAGUGGAGGGGUGGUUGGAACCCCAACCAGCACAAAGAGAAGAGACCCCGGGAAAGUGGGGUCAGGACGCUCUAGUCCCAUUACCAUCAACCAAACGGAUAAAGAGAAAGUGGCAGGUUCGGAUCAAGAGGGAACGGGGUUGUCCACCUCCCCCAAAUCCAGUCCCACUUCCACCCAAUCGGGACUCAGACAGCCAGGCUCCAAAUACCCAGACAUUGCAUCCCCCACAUUCCGCAGGUUGUUUGGCAGCAAGUCUAGCAGUAAACCAAGUUCCCCUGGAACCCCUGACUCUGGUAAAUGCCCAUCGGCACUGGGCAGUCCUCAUGGCACACUGGCACGGCAGGCCAGCCUGGAUUCACCCUCCUCGGGAACAGGUAGUCUGGGCAGCAUGGGUGGGCAAAGUGGAGGCAGCAGCCCGUUGUACGGCAAAACGCCCGACCUGGGCACUGACUCCCCCGCCUCUAGUCCGGCGUCAGGCCUCUCUCUGCCCUCUAACGCCCGGCCUUGGCCUCCGAACCUCAGCAGUUCCUCUGCGGGCAGUAAAGACACACUGAGCUGCCACAGUAUGACCAGUUUACACACAAGCUCAGAGUCCAUAGACCUGCCACUCCCACAUCACCACGGGGCAAAGGUCACCCGCACGGGCAGUGUCAAGUCCACCCUGUCUGAGGGCAUGCCUCUUGACAGAAACACUCUCCCCAAAAAGGGAUUAAGGUAUCCUCCAUCCUCCAGACAGACAUCACAUGAGGAAGGAAAGGAAUGGUUGCGUUCUCACUCCACUGGAGGUCUGCAGGACACAGGAAGUCCACUUUCACCACCGGGCACAACCAGCACCAACGCUGGCAAAUACCACUACUCAAACCUGCUGAGUCCCACCAGCAUGUCACAGUAUAAUCUUCCCAGCACCAGUAUGAGCCGCUCCAACAGUAUUCCAGCACAGGAUUCAUUCGAGCUGUACGGGGAAGGUCACACUUUGGGCGGCAGUGCCACCUCUCUGGAGGAACGGCCUCGCGGGAUGAGCCGGUCCGGCUCCUUCCGAGACAGCACCGAUGAAGUUCAUGGUUCUUCUCUGUCUUUGGUCUCGAGCACAUCAUCUUUGUAUUCUGCGGUGCUGGCCUUUUUAGACAAGACGGAGGAGAAGGCCCACUCUGAGGGCCAAACAGUCCAAAAUACAACGCAAAUCAGAAAACUGCGAAGAGAGCUGGACGCUUCUCAGGAGAAAGUGGCAACCCUGACCUCUCAGCUGGCGGCCAACGCACACCUGGUGGCUGCGUUUGAGAAGAGUCUGACGAACAUGACCUGUCGCCUGCAGAGUCUAACAAUGACAGCGGAGCAAAAGGAGUCCGAGCUGGCGGAGUUGAGAGAGACCAUUGAAGCGUUGAAAACUCAGAACACAGAUGCUCAGACGGCCAUUCAAGUGGCCCUCAAUGGCCCUGGUCAUGUUCAUAAAGACCUGAGGAUCCGUCGACAGCACUCAUCAGAAAGCAUGUCCAGUAUUAACAGUGCUGCCAGCCAUUCCAGUAUGGGUAGCGCUAAAGACGUAGACGACAAGAAGAAAAAGAAGAAAAGCUGGGUGGCUGAUUCCAUCCCCGCCCAGUUGCGGAGCUCCUUUAAGCAGGCCUUCAGCAAGAAAAAGACCAACAAGAGCCAAUCAUCUCACGAUGAGUUUGAAGAGAUGACUGACUCAUCCCUCCCUUCUUCACCCAAACUCCAACACACCAACAGACAGACCAGCACCACCCAACCACUGCUCUCAUCACCGUCCACCACAGAAAAGUGUUUUUGUGAUAGCAAGUCCUCCCCCAUUUGGAUGCCAAAGAAAAAGUCAAACGGUCAUGUGGUCUACAAGCACAGAUCUCGGUAACGGGCACAGUGUGGCAUGCUGGGAAGGAUUGAGAGUGUGCAGUGACUAAUAUUACAAAAGAUCCCUUGCCC